AUGCUGUCGCGGAAGAAGACGCGCACGGAGCUCUCCAAGCCGGGCGAGGUGCAGGGCAAGUACGUGAAGAAAGAGACCAGCCCUCUGCUUCGCAAUCUGAUGCCUUCAUUCAUCCGUCACGGUCCGACCAUUCCAAGACGAACUGACAUCUGUCCUCCCGACUCCUCUGCUGCUGCCUAUGCCUCUGCUGGGGAUGGGAUCGUCUCCCGGAACCAGAGCUUCCUCCGAGCCCCGGUGCAGCGCCCGCCCCACGAGGUCAUGAGGCGGGAGAGCAACAGACUCUCUGCUCCCUCCUACCUGCCGAGGAGCGUGGCUGAUGUGCCCAGGGAAUACGGCUCCUCCCGCCAGUCCUUCCUGCCCGAGGCCAGCCCGGGGCUGGAGAACGGAGACGCCGGUGCCCGCUGUUACUACUACGAUCACUUCUACGAUGCCCCCAGGAGGCGGCAGCUGAACGAUCGUGUGCACGAGGACUACAGGUAUUACGAGCACAGCAGCGACCUGUUCCAGAGGAUCCCACAGAAUCAUGGCAGGCACACGUCAGGCAUCGGUCGAGUUGCUGCUACAUCUCUAGGAAACCUAACCAAUCAUAGUUGUGAAGAUUUACCCCUUCCUCCUGGCUGGUCAGUGGACUGGACUAUCAGGGGCAGGAAGUACUACAUAGACCACAACACGAACACCACCCACUGGAGCCACCCCCUGGAGCGCGAGGGGCUCCCCCCGGGCUGGGAGCGCGUCGAGUCCCCCGAGUUCGGCGUCUACUACGUGGAUCACAUCAACAAGAGAGCUCAGUACAAACACCCCUGUGCUCCCAGCGUGCCCCGCUACGACCAGCCUCCCCCCGUGAGCUACCAGCCCCAGCCCGCCGAGAGGAGCCAGCCCCUCCUGGUGCCUGCCAACCCCUACCACACCGCCGACAUCCCCGACUGGCUGCAGGUCUACGCCAGGGCCCCCGUCAAGUGA
Merops nubicus (carmine bee-eater) is the source of this 960-nucleotide messenger RNA. RefSeq names its product salvador family WW domain containing protein 1 (gene SAV1). Gene Ontology annotation, biological process: regulation of cell population proliferation; hippo signaling; apoptotic process. Bases 1 to 960 code for a protein of 319 amino acids. Lineage: Eukaryota; Metazoa; Chordata; Aves; Coraciiformes; Meropidae. The transcript has 4 exons. Gene Ontology annotation, molecular function: protein binding; molecular adaptor activity. The record is from RefSeq and is a predicted model, not a curated record.